AUGGUUCUCAGGGUGACAGCAGAUGUGUGGCUGGUGAGACCCUGGUGGUACCUGCACAGGAAAAGGGCGCUGGGCACCACGGCAACGCUGGCCCCCAAGACUGUGCAGCCCUUUGAAGCCAUACCACAGUACUCCAGGAACAACUGGCUGAAGAUGAUACAGAUCCUGAGGGAGCAGGGCCAAAAGAACCUACACCUGGAGAUGCACCAGGCCUUCCAGGAACUGGGGCCCAUUUUCAGGCACAGUGUAGGAAGAACACAGAUCGUGUCUGUGAUGUUGCCAGAGGAUGCUGAGAAGUUGCUCCAGGUAGAGAGUACAUACCCUCACCGCAAGCUCUUGGAACCGUGGGUGGCCCACAGAGAACUCCGUGGCCUGAGACGUGGUGUGUUCUUGCUAAAUGGGCCAGAAUGGCACUUCAACCGACUGCAGCUGAACUCAAAUGUGCUGUCACCAAAAGCCGUUCAAAAUUUUGUCCCCUUGGUGGAUGUGGUAGCAAGGGACUUUGUGGAGAUCGUGAAGAAGAAAAUGCUGGAGAGUGCCCACGGAAGCUUGUCUAUGGACGCUCAGUCCAAUGUGUUCAACUACACCACAGAAGCCAGCCACUUUGUUCUUUUGGGGGAGCGGCUGGGCCUCCUUGGCCAUGAUCUGAUCCCAGACAACCUGAAGUUCCUCCGUGCCCUGCAUUCCAUGUUCAAAACCACCACACAACUCAUGUUCUUGCCCAGGAGUCUGACUCGAUGGACGAGCACCCGGGUGUGGAAAGAAAACUUUGAGUCCUGGGAUUUCAUCUCUGAGUACGGUGAGGACCACUGCCUUGGAUGUAUCAAGAAUAUGUAUCGAGAGCUGGCAGAGGGUCGCCCACAUUCCUGGAGUGUCAUAGCAGAGCUGGUAGCAGAGGGUACCCUGUCAAUGGAUGCCAUCCAGGCCAACUCAAUGGAACUUAUUGCUGGAAGUACUGACACGACAGCAAUCCCCUUGGUAAUGACCCUUUUUGAGCUGGCUCGGAAUCCAGAUGUUCAGCAGGCCCUGAGGCAGGAGAGCCUGGCAGCUGCAGCCAGCAUCGCUGCGAAUCCCCAGAAGGCCAUGUCAGACCUGCCCUUGCUGAAGGCUGCCCUUAAGGAGACCUUGAGGCUCUAUCCUGCUGGUGCUUUUCUGGAGAGAAUUCUAAGCUCAGACUUGGUGCUUCAGAACUAUCACAUCCCUGCUGGGACAGUCCUCACUAUGAAUCUGUACUCCAUGGGCCGAAACCCUGCUGUGUUCCCAAGACCUGAACGCUAUAUGCCUCAGCGUUGGCUGGAGAGGAAAAAGACUUUCCAGCACCUGGCCUUUGGCUUUGGGGUGCGCCAGUGCCUGGGGAGGCGCCUCGCAGAAGUGGAGAUGCUGCUCCUGCUUCACCAUAUGCUGAAAUCUGUCCAUGUGGAGACACAAGAGAAAGAGGAUGUGCCGAUGUCCUACCACUUCGUUUUGAUGCCCAGCUCCAGCCCUCUCCUCACUUUCAGGCCUGUCAGCUAG
Molecule: messenger RNA, 1512 nt
Organism: Apodemus sylvaticus (European woodmouse)
Lineage: Eukaryota; Metazoa; Chordata; Mammalia; Rodentia; Muridae
Product: cytochrome P450 11B1, mitochondrial-like
Exons: 9
Coding region: 1-1512 (503 amino acids)
Biological process (GO): cortisol metabolic process; cellular response to peptide hormone stimulus; glucocorticoid biosynthetic process
Cellular component (GO): mitochondrion; mitochondrial inner membrane
Molecular function (GO): iron ion binding; steroid 11-beta-monooxygenase activity; heme binding
Source: RefSeq, a predicted model, not a curated record